Staurois parvus is the source of this 305-nucleotide messenger RNA. NCBI's taxonomy places the organism in Eukaryota, Metazoa, Chordata, Amphibia, Anura, Ranidae. The record is from the annotation of a GenBank genome assembly.
UCAUAGGGCCCCCGGGCAAUAGGGGAUCAUGGGGCCCCUGUGUCCUUGCCCAAACUCAAAAAAGCCUAUGAAAAAGGUACCAGGGGCAUCUCAUGGGGCCCCCUACUAACCCUGGGCCCUCGGGCAGUGCCCAAGUUUCCAAAUGGUCAGUCCGCCCCUGGUCCUACACCACCACCAGCACCACAUCAUCAUUGUCCUCCCCCUUAGACAUGUUAUUACCAGCAGUCCGCCCCUGCCUACCACUGACACAGGGGUAUUUUUUUCACCCACAGAAAUAGGGAAAUUUUUUCCUUACACUGAUAUUG